Molecule: messenger RNA, 1389 nt
Organism: Annulohypoxylon maeteangense
Lineage: Eukaryota; Fungi; Ascomycota; Sordariomycetes; Xylariales; Hypoxylaceae
Exons: 1
Coding region: 343-1194 (283 amino acids)
Source: RefSeq, a predicted model, not a curated record
CACCAUGUUCCACUUCUAUAUAUGCGUGUAAUAAGUAGUGAUGUUCGAAAGCUGUAUCAGAACUAUACUCCCAUAUCAUAUGUCGGCGAAAUUUUCAACCUAGUCACAAAAGGUCUUAUGAAGGAUUAGCCCCUCUCCAUUCGUAAAUGCCGAGAAGGAUCGGGACCCAGAUAAUUCUCAAGUCUAAUAUUCAUGUGCUUGAUAGACCGAAUCUACCUUUCGGCCAGUUCUACUUGCGCUUGACACACCUACUUUCUUCUUUUCUGCUAAACAUACUCGGUACUCUUUUGACUCAGAAAAUAUAUGCGAGGCCAGCAGAGGAGAAAGGCCAAUUGAUCCUCAAUGGCGAGUUCCAGCAAGAAGUCAAAGGCAAUACCAGAGAGCAUCCGAGAUAUGUCGCAAACUCAUCACAAAGAACAAUACGAAAGUCUCUUAACUGAGUCUCACACCCGGCCACUAGAUCAUGAUGAUUUCCGCGCCCAUUCUAGCAGACAGCUAGCCUGGCGGUCGCCUUUCUUUUAUAUACCUACGAUAUUAUGUUUCUUUCUUGGUAUAGCACUCGUCGCUGUAUGCUCAUCUAAUUCAGCACGGCUAGACUCCGUCAUCGAUCAGAUGGAAGAAAAGAUCGCAAACUUUGAGGUCAUAUCAACGUCAAGCUCCUCAUCACAUAAAAUUCCCUUGCCAGAAGGACUUCCUCCAACCCACCCGAAAACAUCAAAACCAACAGGAGAAGAAUUCGGGUCUUGUGGCCACUCUCCCGGCGAAGCUCAAUCCCUCGGCUGCAUAUUCGACCCAAUGUCAUGGGCGUGGCAGCGUCCCGAGUGCUAUAACGCCGAGUUGAUAAAUCACUUCCUAAACAUUACAGACUGGCACUUUUACCCUAACAACGCGACACGCCCUGAGGAAGAGCUUCCGAGGGAAGUAUGGGCAACUGGCGGUUAUAAUGGGGCCUGGGGUCCGUGGUCAUGGCAUAUGUAUCACUGCUCUUAUAGCUGGCGCAAAUUCGACAUGGGCUUCCACCAUGGGAAGCCUUUGGACGACGAUAUUCUUGAUCCCCUGCAUACUUAUCACUGCAGCGUUCAGAUCAUCUUGCGAGAUACGGAUCGGACUCUUCAUGCACCAUGCCUAGAUGAUCCACAUAGUUGUGAGAUCACUCAGAUGUGGAUGAAGUUUAACAAAUGUGGUUACUAUUGAAGCUUGUCUUCUGUAGGUACCUAUUCACAUAAUAAAAUGGGGCCUACCGUUGAAUAUCAACAUUAUAUGCGACUCAAGUGGUGUAUAGGUCUAUUGGGAAUUUUUUUCUACCUAUUUAAUUCUACUCAAUAACCUAAACUCAGCAGAGUGUACAUAUCUGUCUCUAUUGAAUGACUAUUGCUUCAGAUUUUGGAC